Messenger RNA from Periophthalmus magnuspinnatus, 3887 nucleotides. It is a transcript of the gene slc12a3, whose product is annotated as solute carrier family 12 member 3. Gene Ontology annotation, biological process: chloride transmembrane transport; sodium ion homeostasis; cell volume homeostasis. NCBI's taxonomy places the organism in Eukaryota, Metazoa, Chordata, Actinopteri, Gobiiformes, Gobiidae. The transcript has 26 exons. The record is from RefSeq and is a predicted model, not a curated record. Gene Ontology annotation, molecular function: sodium:potassium:chloride symporter activity. The coding region runs from base 139 to 3219 and encodes 1026 amino acids. Gene Ontology annotation, cellular component: membrane.
CCUGCUUUUUGAGGUCAAAUAUAAAGCUGCUUGUCUUGCCUGUGUCAUGAAUCGCAAUGGACAUUUAGCACUGACAACACGUGGGACUUCGAACACCUUGCGCACAAGAUUAUUACAAUUUUCAUUUUCAACUUGUAAAUGGAGUUACCGGGAGGGAAUGACCACGUCCAUCUCAAUGCAUACAAACCCACUGUGGAGACUAACGGGAAGGCGACCUCUUCGUCCCCGUUGGAAGAGUCGGGUUACUAUGGGUACUUUGGUGGCCGGUUCAGCGUGGCCUCCAGCCAGGCCGAAAGCACGAUGACCACAUAUGAGACUCUGGAUGCACCCCCACACUACGACUUUUACGCAAACACCGAGGUCUGGGGCCGACGCAGACGGUUCAGACCCUCACUGUACCAGCUGUAUGCAAACCCCGAGGAUGACUCCAAACCACCUUUGUAUGAGGAGACUCCUAUGCAACACUUGGACCGAGGGGAAACCACUGAUGAAGAUGAUGAAGAGGAGCAGGGGGAGCCACCUGCUGAACCCACUCGCUUUGGAUGGGUUCAGGGUGUCAUGAUUCGAUGCAUGUUAAACAUCUGGGGUGUGAUCCUAUUCCUCCGUCUACCUUGGAUUACUGCUCAAGCUGGUAUCGGGUUAACGUGGGUGAUCAUUCUGCUGUCCUCUACAAUAACAGGAAUCACUGGCCUUUCCACUUCAGCCAUCGCAACCAAUGGAAAAGUAAAAGGAGGGGGGACAUAUUUCCUGAUCAGCCGCAGUUUGGGACCUGAGCUGGGAGGAUCCAUCGGUCUCAUCUUUGCUUUUGCCAAUGCAGUAGCUGUAGCGAUGCACACUGUGGGGUUUGCGGAGACUGUUACUGACCUUAUGAGCGAGCAUGGAGCUGUCAUGGUGGAUAAAUUAAAUGACAUUCGAAUCAUUGGCGUUAUCACUGUCACCUGUCUUUUGGGCAUCUCUUUGGCUGGUAUGGCUUGGGAAUCAAAGGCCCAGGUUGUGUUCUUUCUGGUUAUCAUGGUGUCCUUUGCCAGUUACAUUGUUGGCACCAUCAUCCCUGCCAGUCCUCAGAAACAAGCCAAGGGUUUCUUCAGCUACAGAGCUGACAUCUUUGCUCAAAACUUUGUGCCUGGCUGGCGAGGAAAAGAGGGUAGUUUCUUUGGCAUGUUCUCGAUUUUCUUCCCUUCAGCUACUGGCAUUUUGGCAGGAGCGAACAUUUCGGGAGAUCUCAAGAAUCCAACAGUCGCCAUACCUAAAGGGACACUUUUGGCUAUUUUCUUUACCACCAUGUCAUAUCUCAUCAUAUCUGCCACCAUUGGUUCUUGUGUAUUGCGCGAUGCUUCAGGAGUAUUGAAUGACACUUUGACAGCCUCUUCAAACCCAGAGUCUUGUGUGGGCCUGGGCUGUCAGUAUGGAUGGGACUUCUCUGAGUGCAUUCAGAAUGGCACCUGUACGUAUGGCAUCAUGAACUACUACCAGUCAAUGAGCUUGGUGGCAGCCUUUGCUCCCCUCAUUACUGCUGGUAUCUUUGGAGCCACAUUGUCCUCUGCUUUGGCCUGUCUGGUCUCUGCUCCCAAAGUUUUCCAGUGUCUAUGUAAGGACAGGCUAUAUCCUCUCAUUGGCUUUUUUGGCAAAGGUUAUGGCAAAAAUGAUGAACCACUUCGAGGUUAUCUGCUGACGUAUGUUAUUGCUGCCUGCUUCAUUCUUAUUGGUGAGCUGAACACCAUUGCUCCCAUCAUCUCCAACUUCUUUCUUUGCUCCUACACACUCAUCAACUUCAGCUGUUUCCACGCUUCAAUCACCAACUCACCAGGCUGGCGCCCUUCGUUCCGGUUUUAUAAUAAGUGGCUGUCGUUGCUGGGGGCAGUUUGUUGUGUGGUCAUUAUGUUCCUGCUCACCUGGUGGGCAGCUCUCAUCGCGUUUGGAAUUGUUUUCUUUCUCCUGGGAUACACCCUCUACAAGAAACCUGCUGUGAACUGGGGCUCCUCGGUACAGGCCAGUUCUUACAGUAUUGCUUUGAACCAGUGUGUGGGCCUCAACCAGGUAGAAGACCAUGUCAAAAACUACAGGCCACAGUGUCUGGUGCUGACCGGACCACCCAGCAGUCGCCCAGCUCUUGUCGACCUUGUCAGCUGUUUCACAAAAAGUCUCAGUCUAAUGAUGUGUGCAAAUGUUAUAUCUGGCCCCGACGCCUCUGUGGUACAAAGGGAAACCAGUGAGAAACAUGUGACGUGGCUAAACCACCGGAAGGUCAAGUCUUUUUACAGAGGAGUAGUGUCCUCAGACCUGCGCACAGGGGUCAACAUGUUAAUGCAGGGGGCAGGACUGGGCCGCAUCAAGCCUAAUGUUUUGCUAUUGGGAUUUAAGACGUCCUGGCGCAGUGACUCUCCUCAGGCUGCUCAUGAUUACAUUGGCAUUCUGCAUGAUGCGUUUGCACUGCAGUAUGGAGUGUGCGUGCUGAGGAUGAAGGAAGGACUGGACAUCUCGAAACAACCUCAAGCUCACAUCAAUCCUGUCUUUGAUGAAGGACCAGAGACCGCCUGCAGCACAUUGUCCCGGUCAGAGCUUCGACCCAGCACUGUUUCCACUAUCUCGAGCUCACCCGAACCUCAGCUGACGACAGGGUUCCAGAAAAAACAAGCAAAGAAGACCAUAGAUGUAUACUGGUUGUGUGAUGAUGGAGGCCUUAUCCUACUACUGCCCUACCUGCUGACCCGUAGGAAGCGCUGGUCCAGGUGUAAGGUCAGAGUCUUUGUUGGUGGACUACCAGACAAGAAAGAAGAGCAGAAACAGGAGGUUUUGGCAUUGAUCAAGAAAUUUCGUCUUGGCUUCCAUGAUGUUGAAGUCCUCCCUGAUAUCUACCAAAAUCCCCAACCUAUGAAUGUGCAGCUUUUUGAGAAUAUGGUGGCUCAGUACCGAAAGGACAUGAACCUCCAACAAGACUGUGGACCGACUAGAGUCUGUGAUGGGCCCUGGAUGAUCACUGAGCAAGACUGGGAGAGGAACAAAGCCAAGACUCUACGUGAGAUUCGACUGAAUGAGAUUUUACAGGACUAUUCUAGAGAGGCAGCGUUAAUCCUUGUCACUAUGCCCGUGGGAAGAAGAGGAGUGUGUCCAAGUGCUCUUUAUCUGGCCUGGCUGGACUUUAUAUCACAUGAUCUUCGACCUCCUGUCCUAUUGGUCAGAGGAAACCAAGAGAAUGUUCUCACUUUCUACUGUCAAUAAGUGGCCUUCGUUUGCUUUCAAAUUAUGAUAUUAUUUAAUUUAAAUGCUUCAAUAGGUUUGCGCAUGAAGCAAAUGUAAAAAAUUAAAUCUAAUAAUGUGUGUAUGGCCUAAAUGACUUGGUUAUAUAACAGGCCAAACAAAAGAAAAUAACUAAGCUACUGCAGGGAUUUGUAGGAAACUAUAAUGUAUUUCAAAUGGUGACAGUUUGUUGUAUUUAACAGAUAUUAAUAAGAAGUCAAGUUAGUUUAAGAAUGUAAUUGUUAUGUACUGUGUACUUUUAAUGUGUUUGCACAUGCCCAGGGACUGCACAUGGAAAGAAGCAGAAGCUAAAUAUGGUAGACAUCUUUUCUUUUGCAAGAUUCUUUUGCACGUGGUCCCUGGCAAAUAAAGAAUAGAAUAAACUAUAUAUUAAUUGCCUUGCAUUACAGUUGAGAUAGUACUAAUGAAAGGUGUUUUGCUGAACCUUGAUCACUGACAGAAAGGAAAGUGAUACUGUGAAUCGGCUUGAAUUUCUCUCAAAACGUUGAAUUUUACCUGGUUAAUUUGUUUGAACAUACAAAUAAAGCGAAUAUUAACUGUGGUCACAUCUUUUCCCACCUUCCUAAAGAAAGUCAGUGAAAAUAUGCUUUCACGUCAAUUUUAGUUAGAGAGAAACCGGUUACUGAUUA